AUCUCGUUUGUGAAGGUGAGGCGGCAAAGACAAAAAUAAGGAAAAUGGAGGAAAAAAUAAGGAAAAUGGAGGAACACAACACAUUUGAAAUAUCCAGUCUGGACUCCACCGUCGUCGAAGCGAAGUUGUUUCACGAGCCGCAAAAGGACGACGAGGACGACGGACCGCUGGUGUUUUUCUGCGGCAAGUGUCGGCUGCCGGUCGGAGACUCCUCGUCCUGGGAUGGAAGCGAAGAUAGUGAAAACCAGAUACGGCUAAAAAGAGUCACCAACAAUGUUUUAAUUGGGAAGGAAACACGUAUGAUUGAAGCAAGUAAAAAGCGUUUAUGUCUGGUGGUGGAUCUUGCCUGCCGAGGCUGUCACACUCUGCUUGGUGUGAUUUACUCAUCCACUCCCAAAAGCAUGGACCACAAGAGAUUUGUUUUCUGCUUGAAUGUGGCAGACAUUGACAGCUAUGUCCUUGGCUCUGCAAAACAGAUGUUGACAGCAGAGGGCUCCAAAGAGCAGCCAGUGACACUGGAGUACAGAAUGACUGUUGAAGAGCAGCUGACAAAGAUGAAAAUGCUGGUUUUGUCCAUGGCACAGCGGCUGCAGGAGAUCGAGACCGGCCUUCAGGAUGAAUGUGAAGAACCCUGAUGAUGAUGGACUUGUACGUUGGGCAUGGAAGCUCCAAAAUCCACAAUUCUCACCCCGUCUUUAUCUUUAAACUUAACCAAUUUGGUCAUUAGCCUCACCUUGUGCACUAGUACCUACGUGUGUUCACGUGGUUCCAGCUGUGCUUUGUCCUGAUUACCAAGGCAGAAACAAAGACUGGCUGCACUUGUAAUCAAUCAUGUUGUCAGCUCCGCGCCUGUGCUGGGUGGCUGUAUCUGCUCUUUGUGUCUGGGAGCAGCAUGGAUGCACAUUGUGAGCAGAAUGUUUAUUUCUGCCGCUGCUCACAGUAUUGAUCUGGCCACACGGUUGUUCUUUGUUCUCAUUCACACACACACGCACGCAAUGCAGCCUUGAUCCCACACAGGAUUGCAUGCUACUGUGUGUUUUUUGAAUAGUUUUGGAAAAGAUAUUUUUGUUUUGAAGCAUUGUUCACAGUUUAAAAGAUGUAAGUUCUUUGACAAUAGUGUCAUUGUUAUUUCACCGCAUUAUAAAGUCUUUAGUUCUACAUUGCGCUGUGAAUUCAGUUUUUGUCAGCAGAGUUAUUUUUAAAUUAAUUGUUGAAUAAAUGGUUGGAGUGUUUC
Molecule: messenger RNA, 1234 nt
Organism: Thalassophryne amazonica
Lineage: Eukaryota; Metazoa; Chordata; Actinopteri; Batrachoidiformes; Batrachoididae
Gene: mis18a
Product: MIS18 kinetochore protein A
Exons: 5
Coding region: 45-635 (196 amino acids)
Biological process (GO): chromosome segregation; CENP-A containing chromatin assembly
Cellular component (GO): nucleus; chromatin; chromosome, centromeric region
Source: RefSeq, a predicted model, not a curated record